UUACCAAAUAGGUAUUCAGUUCACACCCACUAACCACAACAAAAUUCUUGAACAACUGAGCUUGAGAGUACGAGUGCUAGCGACGACAAACAAAGAAGCGAUACCUGUCUCUCCUAGCUGACUAGACUACAAUUCUUCUCUACAAAAUGGCAUCAGACGACCAAGCUGAUAUUCACGAUGCUUUUGCUCUAUUCGACAAGCGUGGAGACAACAAGAUUGAUGCUACCCAGAUUGGAGACAUAAUGCGGGCUCUUGGAUUGAACCCCACCGAGGCUGAGCUGAAAAAGAUUGUAAAGGAGGUUGACCCAAAUGGCCACAAAAGGAUAUCUUUUGAGGAGUUUCUGCCGCUGUUCAACUCUCAGAAGCAGAAGAAAGAACAGGGCUCCACUGAGGACUUUAUUGAGGGACUGAAGGUGUUUGACAAGGAGGGUAAUGGCUACAUCAACUCAGCUGAACUGAGGCAUGUCCUCACUUCUCUCGGGGAGAAGUUGACAGACGAUGAGGUAGAUGUACUCUUAAGUGGUGUUGAAGACAGUCAAGGACAAGUACUCUAUGAAGAUUUCGUGAAAAUGGUUAUGUCAGCCUAAAAGCACUCUCAACAGAACUGAUAAACAAUUAUGCUAGAGUAUUAGUUUUUAUGUCAAUAUUGAAGCAGAUUACAUUGCGCCCAACAUAAGUAUGUUAAGUACAUGUAUGCUACGUGUAGAUUGAUGAUUGAUAAUAAUUAUUAUUUAGUG
Halichondria panicea is the source of this 737-nucleotide messenger RNA. Its product is annotated as myosin-2 essential light chain-like. The transcript has 6 exons. NCBI's taxonomy places the organism in Eukaryota, Metazoa, Porifera, Demospongiae, Suberitida, Halichondriidae. Gene Ontology annotation, molecular function: calcium ion binding. Bases 147 to 587 code for a protein of 146 amino acids. Gene Ontology annotation, cellular component: myosin II complex. The record is from RefSeq and is a predicted model, not a curated record.